AUGGCCAAUAAUCGAAUACAGAAAAUUUAUCCAGACGCAUUUCAAUCCAUGCAUAAUCUUGAAGAAUUAUAUUUGCAUCAAAAUCAGCUAGAACAUAUCGAAUACACUGCAUUCAUCGGCUUAUCGAAAUUAGAUACUCUCAAUUUAUGCGGAAAUAUAAUCUCAACGAUAGAUCCUUCAGCAUUUGUAGCAUUGCAUAGCUUGAAAUCCUUAAAUUUAACUAGAAAUAAUAUUCAAGAAUUGCAAGCUAAUGCUUUUACAGGGAUGCAAAAUCUAAAUAAUCUCGAUCUAUCUCGAAAUAGAUUGACAACAUUGACUAGAUAUCAAUUUUCGCCUCUAAAAUUCUUAAGAAAAAUUAAUUUGGCCUUUAAUUCACUCAAGAAAAUACGGGAUUAUUUUGUUAGUUUACCGCAUUUAACGCACCUCUUGCUUAAAGGUAAUAAAAUUAACGAAAUUAACUCUAACACGUUUAUUGCAUUGCAACGGUUGGAAAUGAUAGACAUUAGUGGAAAUGAUAUGAAAAAUAUACAAGACGAAAUUUUCUUAAAUUUGGUUCACCUACUAGAGAUCAUGACAAAACUCAUUAGACAUUUAAUUAGAUCCAAAUUAACUCCGGAUAUUUGCUUGUUUAGUCAUUUAAACUCUUCAGAAAUUGUCUCUAUUCCAAAUAGGGCUUUGAAGCAUUUGGCAGCUUUAAAAAUACUGUAA
This is a messenger RNA of Trichoplax adhaerens, 708 nucleotides long. RefSeq lists its product as uncharacterized. Gene Ontology annotation, cellular component: plasma membrane. The transcript is spliced from 9 exons. Bases 1 to 708 code for a protein of 235 amino acids. The record is from RefSeq and is a predicted model, not a curated record. Gene Ontology annotation, molecular function: protein binding. NCBI's taxonomy places the organism in Eukaryota, Metazoa, Placozoa, Uniplacotomia, Trichoplacea, Trichoplacidae.